AUGGAGGGUCCGAGCAUUCGCCUGACUGCACCGGUUGUAAGUGCGCUACAGACGUCAAUAUACCUUAAGCACGCAAAGGCCGUGCUGCCCCUGGACAUCCCAGAAAAGUACGUGGCCGCCCUUGGGGUGAAUAUCGACUGCGGGCACGGUGUUGUGCAGGAGGAGCUUGACCAGCGGUUGGUGGACAUGCAGUGUUCCGGAACGAUGAUAUGCAGCUACCCAUUGUCCAUGCAUGAUGCGCCGGCGGUGUACUUUACUGACGUUGUCAGCCAAUGCGCACCUACUCACAGUGUCGUGCAGAGCCUCGUCGUGGCAGCCAUGCAUCUGGGCUUAGCAGUUCAAAUUUUACUCUCCGAUUCUUAG
This is a messenger RNA of Symbiodinium sp. CCMP2592, 363 nucleotides long. NCBI's taxonomy places the organism in Eukaryota, Dinophyceae, Suessiales, Symbiodiniaceae. The record is from the annotation of a GenBank genome assembly.